Colletotrichum siamense is the source of this 483-nucleotide messenger RNA. RefSeq lists its product as uncharacterized. The transcript has a single exon. The record is from RefSeq and is a predicted model, not a curated record. NCBI's taxonomy places the organism in Eukaryota, Fungi, Ascomycota, Sordariomycetes, Glomerellales, Glomerellaceae. Bases 1 to 483 code for a protein of 160 amino acids.
AUGACAAUAUUCGAAGGCGUCAGUGAUCAGGUCCGUAGACCGGGUUAUUGGCCUUCCGACCUCGCCCUUGAUGCCACUCAGGAAACAUGCAAUGAGCACUUUGAGAAGAAACUUCGAAAGUUCAGCCUAGGGCCCGAGGCUGCAGCGCCAUAUAGAAUGGUGUUGAAAGGAAUCGAUAUACUUGAUGUUGGGGUUGCGGUGCGACUCGACGGCAUUACGCCAGCAGAAGUGGAACGCUUGAGGGCCCUAAGGGAUCGGCUUGCAGACGAGCUUAAGAUUCGGCAUCCAAUACACGACGAAUACGCUUUCCACAUUAGCAUGGUGUAUUUCCUUCGACAUCCAAACGACGAGCAGAAACAGGAUAUGGAAUCCAUUCUCAAGCGCCACUUCGAAAAGAUGGCAAAAGAGAUUGAGCUUGGGCCACCGGAGUUCUGUCUGUUCGCCAACAUGCAUGCGUUCGAUCCGGUCUUCUAUCUCAGUUAA